Molecule: messenger RNA, 1662 nt
Organism: Carassius gibelio (silver crucian carp)
Lineage: Eukaryota; Metazoa; Chordata; Actinopteri; Cypriniformes; Cyprinidae
Gene: map1lc3a
Product: microtubule-associated protein 1 light chain 3 alpha
Exons: 4
Coding region: 133-498 (121 amino acids)
Biological process (GO): macroautophagy; autophagosome assembly; autophagy of mitochondrion
Cellular component (GO): autophagosome; autophagosome membrane; cytosol
Molecular function (GO): ubiquitin protein ligase binding
Source: RefSeq, a predicted model, not a curated record
AUCGUCUAGAGCUCGGUUUGCUUACAGUGAGUCAGGAUCUCGAGAAGAAGCGAAGUCGACCGAUAAUUCAGCAUAUAAUAUAACGCCUUUAAGUUCAAUAUAUAUAUAUUUUAAUCACAUUUAAGUCCAGUUAUGCCAUCUGACAGACCCUUCAAACAGAGACGGAGCUUUGCUGACCGUUGCAAGGAAGUGCAGCAGAUACGAGAGCAGCAUCCUAAUAAAAUCCCGGUGAUCAUUGAGAGGUAUAAGGGAGAAAAGCAACUUCCUGUCUUGGACAAGACCAAGUUCCUCGUCCCUGACCAUGUUAACAUGAGUGAGCUGGUAAAGAUAAUCAGGCGUAGACUGCAGCUCAACCCCACCCAGGCGUUUUUUCUUCUUGUCAAUCAACACAGCAUGGUCAGUGUGUCCACCCCCAUUUCUGAGAUCUACGAACAAGAGCGAGAUGAAGAUGGCUUCCUCUACAUGGUUUACGCCUCCCAGGAGACCUUUGGUUGCUAAGCAGGCCACUCGACCUUUGAGGGAGGGACAGCAGCGGGAGGGAGGGAGAGACGUCAACAGGAAGCAGGCUCACCCAAAUGUUCCCAUCUCUCUCUCUUCUCAUCAUCCCUGCGCUCUCCUCUCUUGCUGGUAGAAACAAAAUAAAGCCGUUGAUUCUUCUCCGUGUGACACUACAGUGCAAACCAUAGCCAUAUACUGUAAACACUAUUAAGACCCUUUGUCCCAUUGUAAACUUACUUGUUUUUUUUAUAAGCUCAGCGUAGGUUUUACACUGUUAAUGCUUCGUAUUUGGCCCCAGUUGCUUUUCCCCCUUGCAUUUUAUUAUUAUGUCAGAUAAUUAGAAACACAUAUUGCUGUAAAUAGACAAGAGUGUUUUUUUUUUAGGAUUAAUUUUCUUUUUCUGUCUGUUCGCUUGUAGUCAUUACCUGUUACCAGACCUUAGUGGUGCUGGUGUAAGAUUAUAAAGUCUUACUUCAGAAUUAAGUGCUUUUUUCAAACCAAGUGAUUAAUCAUAAUGCAGCAUAAUUCUCAUCAAGACCCAUUCUGUGAUUCCCGUGAUAAAACUGUAAGACCAGUGGCUCCAAAGGUGUAGUUAUAAAUAUGAAUUGAACUGUCAGAGGGUUUCUGAAGCCUUUAUGAGCCUGUGUUUAUUUCUGGACUCCUGUGUAAAAAUAACUCAUCAUUUACUCAUUGUAGAAUUAAAGGUAACAUUGAUCUGUACUGUACACAUGUGAGCCAGAAGAACAUCUGAAAUCUUAUGGCAUACAGUAUUCUGCAGUCAGACUUGCAUAAUAUUUAGUAGAUGCAAAUAAAUUGCUUUUUUUGCACAAUUCAAACAUCUAAGAGGACAAAACUAUUAGAAGGUCAUUUAUAGCACAUAAUUAUAUUCUCCUUUAUACUUGUUUUUUUUUCCUCCUGUGUCACCAUACGAACUGUAUGCCUUCUGUUAAAUCUCAAAUGAAGGGAUAGUGAUGCACUACUUUGCAUGUGUUUUUCUCAACCUUUUUAUAUAUUGAUUUCUGCUAUAGAUUUGUUAAUUAUUUCAGCUUUAUUUAUAGCAAAAAAAGAAUUUGUAGAUGUUUUGAAACCAAAAGAAAAAAAAACUAAAUAUGUAUGUCUAUGUAUGUUUGAAAAAUGUGUGUGUAUAAAUCAUUGUAUGAUUGA